AUGCAUGCCUACUGUCCCUCCGCGCUCUCCGUAGCCGUAGUCACCAUGCUAGCCACCGAGACACUUGUGCUAGCUCUUGUAGUCAUAUGUGUGGUCUUCUGUGUCCGGUUGUUCGCAGUGCUACGGUCCGGACGCUCGUACAGACCCGGGGCAGAGGGCUCGGUGUCGGUGCUGGUGGUCGCGGGGUCAGGGGGCCACACCACAGAGAUCCUGCGGCUCCUGGGCAGUCUGUCCUCAGCCUACUCCCCGCGGUACUAUGUGGUCGCUCAGAGCGACUCCAUGAGCGAGGACAAGAUCCAGGCAUUUGAGAAAUCCAGACCACAGGAGGACUCACAGGCACAGUUCGGUGUGUUCCGCAUCCCGCGCAGCAGAGAGGUGCACCAGUCCUGGAGCUCAUCACUCCUCAGCACCAUCAACGCACUGUGUUACUCCAUCCCACUGGUGUUUAGACUGCGGCCUGAUGUCAUCCUGUGUAAUGGCCCGGGCACCUGCGUUCCCCUUUGCCUGGCCGGGCUGGGGCUGGGGAUGCUGGGACUGAAGCAGGUGGUCCUGGUGUACGUGGAGAGCCUGUGCCGGGUGGAAAGCCUGUCCCUCAGCGGGCGCCUGCUCUACCCCUUUACACACUACUUCUUUGUGCAAUGGGCUGCACUCAGGGACAAGUACCCCAAGGCAAUCUUCCUCGGCCGCAUCGUCUGA
This is a messenger RNA of Knipowitschia caucasica, 696 nucleotides long. The record is from the annotation of a GenBank genome assembly. Lineage: Eukaryota; Metazoa; Chordata; Actinopteri; Gobiiformes; Gobiidae.